This is a messenger RNA of Pteronotus mesoamericanus, 1626 nucleotides long. It is a transcript of the gene CASP3, whose product is annotated as caspase 3. Gene Ontology annotation, cellular component: cytoplasm. Lineage: Eukaryota; Metazoa; Chordata; Mammalia; Chiroptera; Mormoopidae. Gene Ontology annotation, biological process: neuron differentiation; erythrocyte differentiation; positive regulation of neuron apoptotic process. The record is from RefSeq and is a predicted model, not a curated record. The transcript is spliced from 7 exons. Bases 71 to 904 code for a protein of 277 amino acids.
CACCCUGGAGGCGCGGAGAGGGGCGAGUGGUUGGCUCCUGUGUGGCUGCUGUGCGUAUAUAAAAGUACCCAUGGAGAACACCGAAAACUCAGUGGAUUCAAAGUCCAUUAAAAAUUCAGAAACAAAGCUCUUACAUGGCAGCAAGUCACUGGACUCUGGAAUAUCCUUGGACAGUAGUUACAAAAUGGAUUAUCCUGAAAUGGGCGUAUGCAUAAUAAUCAAUAAUAAGAACUUUCAUAAAAAUACUGGAAUGACGCCUCGGUCUGGUACAGACGUAGAUGCGGCAAACCUCAGGGAAACAUUCAUGAACUUGAAAUACGAAGUCAGGAACAAAAACGAUCUUACAAAAGAAGAAAUGGUGGAAUUGAUGCGCAGCGUUUCUGAAGAAGACCACAGCAAAAGGAGCAGUUUUGUUUGUGUGCUUCUAAGCCAUGGGGAUGAAGGAGUCAUUUUUGGAACUAAUGGAUCUGUUGAGCUGAAAGACUUAACACGCUUUUUCAGAGGGGAUCAUUGUAAAAGUCUAACCGGAAAACCCAAGCUUUUCAUUAUUCAGGCCUGCCGGGGCACGGAACUGGACUGUGGCAUCGAGACGGACAGCAGCGUCGACGAGGACAUCACGUGUCAGAAAAUACCGGUUGAGGCAGACUUCCUGUACGCGUAUUCUACGGCCCCUGGUUACUAUUCCUGGCGGAAUUCCAAGGAUGGGUCCUGGUUCAUCCAGGCACUCUGCGCGAUGCUGAAGCGGUACGCUCACAAGCUGGAGCUUAUGCACAUCCUUACGCGGGUGAACCGAAAGGUGGCCAUCGAGUUUGAGUCCUUUUCCUUCGACGCUAAUUUUCAUGCAAAGAAACAGAUUCCGUGCAUUGUGUCUUUGCUCACAAAAGAGCUGUAUUUUUAUCACUAAAGAAAUGUGUGUUGGGUGUUUUUUGUUUCUAUGCCAAACGAGGGAAAUGAUGUAACUAAUACUGUAUUUCCCAUCAUUUAAAUCUAAUCUGGUACCACAGUUUGUACUUUGAAACAUGCCACCUUCAUAGCAAUAGAACUACCAUGAAGUUACCUCAUACUCAGAAUCAGGUGGUCGAAAUUGAAUUGAAUUAGGACUAAAUAAAUGGUAGUGGCGCAAUUGUGAGAGGAACUGAUUGUAACUUAACAGCCCUCAUAAUUGGCAAGUUUUAGUAAUUCUAUGUUCGUGAAGUUUCGAGUAAUUACGGCCAGAGUUAAGCAUUGAGUAAUGAAUUUCAAUGGUAUCGAUAUACUCUCGUUUACAAAGUACGCAACCUAGUUUUCACCAGACUACAGAAAUGAUGCUAGAAUAAUGUACGGUGAUAGGACAAAGUAUCUAGAAUUUAGGGAGCCACGUGCAUGGUGUGAAGACCUUGAUUGUGGAAUUGGUAUUUGGAUAAACAUUAGCUGUGUUUUGAGAUUAUUUAUCUGAGCAUACGGUUUUGUCAUGUUUGUCCUAAGCAUGUUUGUACCGUAAAGAAUCAUGUUUAAUAUAGAAAACUGUUCUACUUGAAAGUGUGAGAAACCUAAGCAGACAGCUUUAAGGCUGCUUGCGUCAUUAACGGGAGGGACACGCAGUCAGAACUAUGAAGCGCUCCAAGGCAGUGCCCCCGCGCCCGCCCC